AUGGAUAACCUAUCAUGUACUGAUGAUCCCGUGAAAGAAGAAUAUAGCUUCUAUGAACACAUUGAUGAUUAUCUAAAAUAUGAAAGGUUAUGUAACCUUGAUAGGAAUUAUAGUGAAUAUAAUAAAAAAUGCGAAUCAAUUGGAAUAGAACUCGAUGAUAUGAAAGAACGUUCUAAUAUUUGCAAAAGAUUUCAUUGUUUAAUUGAUGAAAUUAAAAAAUCAAGGCCUAAAUCAAAUAACACUAAUAAAUACGCCGAUUUGGCAUACUUAAGGUAUUGGUUAAAUUAUGAAUUAUAUAAUAAAAAUGCCAACAUUGAAACAAAAGCUUUUCACAAACAUAUGAAGUCCAAGGAUAAAACAAAUGAAACCUUGAGUGAAUUAGAUACAAAAUUGGAUAAUAUAAUAAAAGAAGAGUUAAUAAAUAUGAAUUCAUUAUUUUAUUUAUCCGCAGAUUACAUUCAUAUUAUACGAACAACAACUAAAACCUGA
Messenger RNA from Plasmodium cynomolgi strain B, 489 nucleotides. RefSeq lists its product as hypothetical. The record is from RefSeq and is a predicted model, not a curated record. The transcript has 2 exons. Lineage: Eukaryota; Apicomplexa; Aconoidasida; Haemosporida; Plasmodiidae. The coding region runs from base 1 to 489 and encodes 162 amino acids.